AUGACCUACGAAAAUGCCAAAGAUGAGUUGAACACGGUCAAUCUGGUCACCCAAUGCCUGUGUAUCCCCAUCUGCUCCAUCUUCGUGAUCCUGCGGUUUGGGAUUCGUAUCUGGUAUAAACAGUUCGUCUGGAUCGAGGAUACGGCCUGUCUGUUGACAUGGCUGCUGUUUGUGGGGUACUGCGGUGUCAGUAUUGUCGCCGGCAAAUAUGGUGGCGGGUACCACAUCACAGACGUUCCUUUGGAUGAUCAGACUCUUUUCCGCAAGUUCGGUUAUAUCGCCACCGUCCUGUACUGUCCGAUGGCGCUCCUGUGCAAGGUCGCCCUGCUCUCCAUCCUGACGCGCAUCUUCACCCCCUUCAAAUCCAAAGUCAUCUUCAUCUAUACCUUCCUCGGAUGCCUCUGUGUGUACUACGUCAUCGCCUUGGUCAUCAAGAUCCGCAUGUGUGACCCAGUCCCCGGAUACUGGGACUUGAACAUCCAAGCUACAUGUCUGGACCAGCGGGCGGCUCUGGUGGCCGAUUCGGUCAUUAGUGUCAUAUCGGAUCUGAUUAUCUUGAUCUUGCCCUUGCCUAUGACUUGGUCGCUACAGAUGUCGCGCAACAAGAAGCUGCGGGUGACGGGCAUGCUGUCUGCCGGAGGGCUGGCCACCGCGUUCAGUAUCUACCGAUUGGUGCUGGUGCUCAAGGAAGGGGAUUCCCCGGAUCAAACCAUGGUGUUCAUCUGCGUCAUUCUGUCCGGGAACGCCGAAGGUGGCGUCGGUCUCAUCUGCGCCUGUCUCCCCACGCUCAACAUCCUCAUGUCGAAGCUACGCAAGGCCGCCUACAGCUCGGGACACUACUACAAGCAGGACUCGUCCGUGCCCCUGAGCAAGGUCAAGGGCGCCGGCAAGGGCACCUUCUCCGCCGUCGCUUCCAAACACUACCCGGAACCCAACGAGUUUGCCUCCGACCAGAGCCAUCUCAUCUCGUACGCAGGCGCCGUCUCGACCGGGUCCGCCGGUCACGACGGUAUCCACAAGACGGUGGACGUGUCGCAGACGGUGGAGGUCGUGCACGACCAGUCGCCACCACGCAAUGGCCAUCUAUAA
Molecule: messenger RNA, 1089 nt
Organism: Aspergillus campestris IBT 28561
Lineage: Eukaryota; Fungi; Ascomycota; Eurotiomycetes; Eurotiales; Aspergillaceae
Exons: 4
Coding region: 1-1089 (362 amino acids)
Source: RefSeq, a predicted model, not a curated record